Molecule: messenger RNA, 1017 nt
Organism: Pelmatolapia mariae (spotted tilapia)
Lineage: Eukaryota; Metazoa; Chordata; Actinopteri; Cichliformes; Cichlidae
Product: calphotin-like
Exons: 1
Coding region: 1-1017 (338 amino acids)
Source: RefSeq, a predicted model, not a curated record
AUGUUCGUUGUGGUCCCUGCUGCACCUCCUGCUGUGCCUCCUGCUGUGGCCCCUACUGUGGACCCUGCUGCACCUCCUGCUGUGGCCCCUACUGUGGCUCCUGCUGUGGCUCCUGCUGCACCUCCUGCUGUGGCUCCUGCUGCGCCUCCUGCUGUGGCUCCUGCUGUGGCCCCUACUGUGGCCCGUGCUGUGCCUCCUGCUGUGCCUCCUGCUGUGGCCCCUACUGUGGCCCAUGCUGUGCCUCCUGCUAUGGCCCCUGCUGUGCCUCCUGCUGUGGCCCCUACUGUGGCCCGUGCUGCGCCUCCUGCUGUGGCUCCUGCUGUGGCUCCUGCUGUGGCUCCUACUGUGGCCUGUGCUGUGCCUCCUGCUGUGGCCCCUACUGUGGCCCGUGCUGUGGCUCCUGCUGUGGCUCCUGCUGUGACCCGUGCUGUGGCUCCUGCUGUGGCCCGUGCUGUGCCUCCUGUUGUGGCCCCUGCUGCGCCUCCUGCUGUGGCCCCUGCUGCGCCUCCUGCUGUGGCUCCUGCUGUGGCCCCUGCUGUGGCCCCUGCUGUGCCUCCUGCUGUGCCUCCUGCUGUGGCCCGUGCUGUGCCUCCUGCUGUGCCUCCUGCUGUGGCCCCUACUGUGGCCCGUGCUGUGCCUCCUGCUGUGGCUUCUGUUGUGGCCCCUGCUGUGCCUCCUGCUGUGACUCCUGCUGUGGCCCCUACUGUGGCCCCUGCUGCGCCUCCUGCUGUGGCUCCUGCUGUGCCUCCUGCUGUGGCCCGUGCUGUGGCCCAUGCUGUGCCUCCUGCUAUGGCACCUGCUGCGCCUCCUGCUAUGGCCCCUGCUGCGCCUCCUGCUGUGGCUCCUGCUGCGGCUCCUGCUGUGGCCCGUGCUGUGCCUCCUGCUGUGCCUCCUGCUGUGGCCCCUACUGUGGCCCGUGCUGUGCCUCCUGCUGUGCCUCCUGCUGUGGCCCCUACUGUGGCCCGUGCUGUGCCUCCUGUUGUGGCCCCUGUGUUCAACACAUGCUUGUUGUUUUGA